CAAUUUUUAAAUCUCAGUCACGUUCAGGUUCACGAUUAUUUACUGCGUUUAGUGUUUGAUUAUUCGCCGUUAAGUGGCAAAUUGUGUUAUUCAGUGCUUUAAAGUCAGUUUACAAUAUAUUAUUAACAAACAAAAACCAUUUUGCAACUAUGAAUAACAUCAAAAGUGGAAACAACGUAUUAAUCCUGUGGAACAACAAUGACCCAAAUGAUCUAAGUAAUUUAGUCAAUGAAAUUCAAAAACUUAAUGCCUCUGUUGUUCUAGAAAACUCGAGUAUGAUUGCUGAAGAUUCGAGGCCUCUUUCAUCAUUCGACGUGAUAUUAUCGAACUGGUUGCCUCCACACUCAAUGCAGCACAGUGAUAGCCUACUUGCUCUUUUAAUUAAGCUAUUAAAACCCAGUGGUAAAAUUAUUCUCAAAGACAAAAUAGAUAUUAGUUCAGCGCUCAAACUAAAUGGAUUUUUAAAUGUCACAAAAAUUGAAGAAAAUGUAUUCUCUGCAGAAAAACCAAAAUUUGAGGUGGGUGCAAAAGUAUUCCUUAAGUUAAAUAACAAGCCAGCUGUAUGGAAACUAGAUGAUACAGUGGAAGAAGCAUGGGCGGGGUCCAAUGAUGAUGAAAUUAUUGACUCGGAUGUUUUGCUAGAUGAGGAUGACUUAAUAAAGCCAGAUCAGCAGUCUUUACGAGUUUGUGCUACAACCGGAAAACGAAAGGCGUGUGCAGAUUGUUCUUGUGGCUUAGCUGAAGAGUUAAAAGGGGAGACCAAAGAAACACCGAAAUCGUCCUGCGGCAGUUGUUACCUCGGCGACGCGUUCCGUUGUGCCACGUGUCCUUACCUCGGGAUGCCUGCCUUCAAACCGGGCGAAAAGGUUAUGUUGGACCUCAAGUCGGAUAUAUGAAACAUUUUACUAUAUAACUUAGUUUCUUUAUACGCUUCGUAUUUUAUGUUGUGAUGCCUUAUGAUAAUAAAUUAAUUCUGUCAUUCUCAAA
Messenger RNA from Pararge aegeria (speckled wood butterfly), 987 nucleotides. RefSeq names its product anamorsin homolog (gene CIAPIN1). NCBI's taxonomy places the organism in Eukaryota, Metazoa, Arthropoda, Insecta, Lepidoptera, Nymphalidae. Gene Ontology annotation, molecular function: iron-sulfur cluster binding. The coding region runs from base 150 to 896 and encodes 248 amino acids. The transcript is spliced from 5 exons. Gene Ontology annotation, cellular component: cytoplasm. Gene Ontology annotation, biological process: iron-sulfur cluster assembly. The record is from RefSeq and is a predicted model, not a curated record.